CUUGUUUGUAGUGAUAGAAGAACUACUGCAAUGUGGGUUUUUAAUAUUGUUCAUUUAGUUUGCUAUUGGUUUAGCAUCAAUUACACGGUGCAAGGAUUCUUCAAGCAAAUUGCUUGCAUGGGGGAAAAUACUAUUUUCGACGUUAAUGAUUUGAAUUUAGCAUCAUUUUUGCGUAAAUCAAAGGUUACUUGGACGAAAGAUGGGCGCCACUUGUAUUCACGUCGGCAGACUCAUAUCGAUGCAAACGGUUCCUUAAUUUUGUACAAAGUAAACUUAUUUGAUAGCGGAAUAUAUAAUCUAACGUUACAAUCUUCGGAAUAUACGAAAACGUUUUUGUUUGAACUAAUUGUACCAAAUACCAAUUUAGAACUUCUGACCGAACAAACCAUUUAUGUUAAAGAGGGCAAUAACAUCUCUAUAGAGAUAAAAACAAACGAUUACGGGUCAUCAAAAUGGAGUUUUGUAAAUAAACUAAACGAGAAGAAAACGCUAGACCUUGUUAACACUAACGAUAAAGAUACUCCUAAUAAAAAAGUUUUUAAAAUUAAAAACGUUUCUUUGAAUGACGAAGGUCGUUAUCAAUUUUUAUAUGAAGUUAAUCGGUGCACUUCAGUGAUAGAUUUAGAUGUUGUUGUUUUUAAUGGUAAGUGUUUCGAUAUACGUUUAACAAUUAAUUAUGUUUCUAACCAGUUUUUGAAAUAA
Hydra vulgaris (swiftwater hydra) is the source of this 702-nucleotide messenger RNA. RefSeq lists its product as uncharacterized. The record is from RefSeq and is a predicted model, not a curated record. Lineage: Eukaryota; Metazoa; Cnidaria; Hydrozoa; Anthoathecata; Hydridae.